AUGCAAACUAUAGUGAGUGACCACAGGGGAGGAUAUCUGAGAGUAACUGAAGAAGAGGAUCAGACAGUGUUGAACCUGGUCCUGUGUGGUAGAAGAGGAGCUGGGAAGACUUCAGCAGUCAAUGCUAUUCUGGGACCAAAAAAGCUUGGUGGACCUAAUGACUCUUUAGAGUGUGUUAAAACCCAGGGAGAGGUGUGUGGACGUCGGGUUUCCCUGCUGGAGCUGCCUGCCUUGUAUGAAGAACCUCAGGAGGCAGUGAUGGAGGAAUCAUUCAGGUGUAUCUCCCUCUGUGAUCCUGAGGGCGUCCAUGCCUUCAUCCUGGUCCUACCUGUGGGUCCCCUCACUGAUGAAGACAAGGGAGAGUUAAAGACCAUCCAGAACACAUUCAGCUCUAAAGUCACAGACUUCACCCUGAUUCUGUUCACUGUGGAGUCAGAUCCUACAGCUCCAGCUGUUGUUGACUUUAUCAGACAGAGCAGAGACAUCCAGGAGCUCCAUCAGAGCUGUGGAGGAAGAUACAUCAUCUUCAACAUGAAGGACAAGCAGCAGAUCCCAGAGCUGCUGGAUCAAGUGGACAAGAUGAGACUGUCAGAUCAGAAACCUCACAGCUACACAACAGGAAUGUUUGCUCAUGGCCAAAUGGAAAAGAUCCUACAGCUAGAAGCAGUCAUCACCAAACAACAGACUGAAACUGAUGAAGAGCAGCAGAACUCAGAGAGUCUCAGGAUUGUGCUGAUUGGGAAGACUGGCAGUGGAAAGAGUUCUUCAGGAAACACCAUUCUGGGAAGAAACAAGUUUGAAGCUCUACCAAGUCAAACUUCAGUCACCAAACUUUGUCAGAAGUCAGUGGGUGAAGUGGACGGACGUCCUGUUGUCGUGGUCGACACUCCUGGACUGUUUGACAGCAGUUUAACCCUUGAACAGGUUCAUGAAGAGAUGGUGAAAUGCAUCAGUCUUCUGUCUCCAGGACCACAUGUCUUCCUGCUGGUGUUACAGAUCGGCAGAUUCACACCAGAGGAGAAGGAGACAUUAAAUUUGAUCAAGAAAAGUUUUGGGAGGAAUUCUGAAAAGUUCACCAUCAUUCUUUUCACAAGAGGAGAUUCAUUAAAACAAGCGAAUCAGUCCAUUGAAGAAUACAUUGAAAAGCAAUGUGAUGAUUCCUUCAAGAAGCUGAUCUCUGACUGUGGAGGAAGAUACCAUAUGUUCAAUAACUAUGAUGAACAAAACAGAACACAAGUCAGUGAGCUGAUAACAAAGAUUGACACCAUGGUGAAGAAAAAUGGAGGAAGCUGCUUCACCAACGAGAUGCUGCAAGAAGCUGAAGCAGCCAUACAAAAAGAAAUGGAGAAAAUCCUGAAGGAGAAGGAAGAAGAGAUGAAGAGAAAGAUGGAAGAAUUAGAAAGAAAACAUGAGGAGGAGGAGAAAAGAAAAAUAGAAGAACUUCAGGAGAAGUUCAAGCAGAAACAAGAUGAAUAUGAAAAGAAGAGAAGAGAAGAAGAACAAAUGAGGAGAGAAGAGGAGGAGAGGAAACAUAAAGAAUUAGAAGAAAAGGGUCCUCCAUAUUAA
Messenger RNA from Acanthochromis polyacanthus (spiny chromis), 1566 nucleotides. RefSeq names its product GTPase IMAP family member 4-like. The transcript is spliced from 4 exons. The coding region runs from base 1 to 1566 and encodes 521 amino acids. Gene Ontology annotation, molecular function: GTP binding. The record is from RefSeq and is a predicted model, not a curated record. Lineage: Eukaryota; Metazoa; Chordata; Actinopteri; Pomacentridae.